AUGUCUUCUCGUAUUUGUGGAAUUAUCGAGCUCACUGGGCUCCACAGUCCAGAAGGUCCUGACGAGAAAACAGCCUACAGCGAGGAUGAUAGAAAAGUGACAGAAAGGGCCAAUGUUCUCGCUAAUCUCCAUUUUGUCAGUCUAGAGAAAGGCUACGAGCUCGAUUUCUUUUCCAUUAUAACUUCAACGCCACCAACCUCUCAAAUCAUAGAUAUGUCUUACAGCCUUGCUGAAAAUAAGUUCUAUUGGUCGAGGGUCCAACAAGGCAUGCCCUGCACGCGGAUUCACAUUGGCACCCAUUUUACUGCCGAACAAACACUCGAACUUCUUUGUACCGCAUUCAUAACCCCCUCACCACCAGGCAAAUAUUUCCAGGGGCCAAUUUAUGCUCUAUCAGAGGGAGAGGAGUCACAAGAGAGUGAAGAAAGCUCAUGCGAUGGCUUAGGAGAUGCUCGUCAGUACGUCUUCCUCAACCAUCACAAAGCCACAAAGCGAAGGUUAGCCUCGGCAAAAGAGAACCAGACAACCGUACGUGCCCGGGUAGAGGGCCAAAACGUCGAGGAAAUUGUUGCCGCGCGCUUAAGCAAGUUGUUGUGGAUUCCCUUGGAGAAAGUACGAACGGACGUGAGCCUGAGCUCCAUGGGAAUUGAUAGCAUGAUAGCAAGCGAAUUCCGCAUGUGGCUACAGCAGGCUCUCAAUAUCUCAGUCAUUAUGUUGGAGCUAUUGUCCCAGUAG
This is a messenger RNA of Bipolaris victoriae FI3, 735 nucleotides long. RefSeq lists its product as hypothetical. The record is from RefSeq and is a predicted model, not a curated record. The transcript has a single exon. Bases 1 to 735 code for a protein of 244 amino acids. NCBI's taxonomy places the organism in Eukaryota, Fungi, Ascomycota, Dothideomycetes, Pleosporales, Pleosporaceae.